AACACUAUUCAUAAGGCUUCUACAACACUGUCCGAUAAUUUUACGCGCGGGUCUACUUCGUAUUUGGUGUAUGGAACUGAAUGGAAUACAUUUCUUGAAGCAUUUGUGGUCUAGAUAUAGAACGUACAGUGGGUGUGACUUAGUUUUGUUCAUCUGUAAAAUUCAAUCGUAACUGAAGCAAAGCAAACAUGAGCGGCCAACAGUAUUAUCCUUUCAAAUGUACACCAACAGUCUACCCCGCGGACCCGUUCGACCCGGUAGCCGAUGCCGCCACGCUCAAGAAGGCCAUGAAAGGUUUCGGCACCGAUGAAAAAGCCAUCAUCGACGUCUUGGCCCGCCGCGGCAUCGUCCAGCGUCUCGAAAUCGCCGAAACCUUCAAAACCUCGUACGGAAAAGACCUCGUUUCCGAGCUCAAAAGUGAAUUAGGAGGCAAAUUCGAAGACGUCAUGGUAGCCCUGAUGACGCCGCUGCCACAAUUCUAUGCCAAAGAACUACACGACGCCGUGGCGGGUAUGGGAACCGACGAGGAAGCUAUUAUCGAGAUCUUGUGUACCUUGUCCAAUUAUGGAAUCCGUACCAUUGCACAAUUUUAUGAACAAAUGUAUGGCAAAAAUUUAGAAAAAGACUUAAAAGGAGAUACUUCUGGCCACUUUAAGAGACUGUGUAUUUCUUUAGUACAAGCUAACAGAGACGAAAAUCAAGGUGUAAACGAACAACAAGCCUUGGCCGAUGCCGAAGCACUCAUCGAAGCCGGAGAAUCAAAAUGGGGAACCGAGGAAUCCAUGUUCAAUCAAGUCCUCAUCACGAGAAGUUACCAACAAUUAAGAGCCACAUUUAGCGAAUACGAACGGUUAACGGGUAAAGACAUUGAACAAUCCAUCAAGAAGGAAUUCUCUGGUAGUAUCGAAAAGGGACUUCUAGGAAUUGUAAAAUGUGUGAAGAGCAAAGUUGGAUACUUUGCGGAACGCCUUCACGACUCGAUGUCCGGUUUGGGAACAAACGACAAAACUUUAAUUCGUAUCGUCGUUUCGAGAUCAGAAAUCGAUCUCGCCGAUAUCAAACAAGCUUUCUUGGACAAAUACAACAAAACUUUGGAGAGCUGGAUCCAGGAUGACGCUCCAAGUGAAAUAAAGUACGUUUUGAUACAGCUUGUGUGUUACGGUUAAAAAAAGUCCAAUCACUCAGGUUUUCGACAUGUUCAGAAAAAAUAUAUUUAAAGUAAAUUUUUUAAAAUAAUUUGUUUAAUAUAUACCUAUACAUACCUAUUUCUUAUUUAAUUAUUUUAGUUUAGGUGGCCUUAAUUGUUAUUCGAAUCACAGAGCUUUAUUAUAUAAGAUUUUAAACAUGUUGUUCGAUGUAAGGAGUUUUUGAUUUUUAUUUUUGUCUUUAAGUUUAUAUAUCGAAGAGGGUGUAGGGCAUUCUACAGUACUACUUUUGAAUCUUUUUAUAUAAAUAUGUAUGUUAUUUUUUUCCUCAUCUUUUAUAUAAGUGUUUGUAAAUGUGCUUUUUAUUGGUGCUUAACAGUAAAAAUGUUGAGAA
Molecule: messenger RNA, 1539 nt
Organism: Psylliodes chrysocephalus
Lineage: Eukaryota; Metazoa; Arthropoda; Insecta; Coleoptera; Chrysomelidae
Source: the annotation of a GenBank genome assembly